Molecule: messenger RNA, 612 nt
Organism: Malassezia restricta
Lineage: Eukaryota; Fungi; Basidiomycota; Malasseziomycetes; Malasseziales; Malasseziaceae
Product: mitochondrial protein
Exons: 3
Coding region: 1-612 (203 amino acids)
Cellular component (GO): mitochondrion
Source: RefSeq, a predicted model, not a curated record
AUGCGGCUGUGGUCGGCUGUGCCGCGGGUGAGUGUGCCCCUGGGAAAGCCCGCGCCCCUGUUGUUGCGGCGCGGUGCGCACUUUGACUCCAAUGCGUUUGUACAGAGGCUCGAGCACGCUGGCAUUACGCGGCAACAAGCGGAUGUACUCGUGACAGCGCUGACAGAUGUGAUCAACGAGAGCAUUGAAAAUUUCGCUCAAAGUCUUGUGCGGCGCAAUGAAGCGGAAAAGCAUAGCUAUACACAAAAGGUCGACUUUGCGAAGCUCAAGUCCGAGAUUCAGUUGCUGGAGCGCAGUGACUUUGUGCUGAUGAAGUCGGAGAAUGAGCGGCUCAUGGCAGACACGGAAAAGAUCAAGCAGCGGCUACGUGAGGAGAUUGCGCGCACGAUGGCUGGCGUGCGUCUGGACCUGAAUCUUGAGAAAGGCCGCAUCCGUGACGAGUCCUCGGUCCACGCCCUCAAAAUCAAGGAGGUCGAUACGCGCAUUGAGUCGGAGAUUGCGGGCGUGCGCACAAGUAUCCAGAGCGCCAAGUUCAAUGUGCUGCAGUACCUCGUGGGUGUGGCUACGGGUGCGGGUGCCUUGCUCUUGGCCUAUCUCCGCAUGUUCCGAUAG